Molecule: messenger RNA, 1968 nt
Organism: Ooceraea biroi (clonal raider ant)
Lineage: Eukaryota; Metazoa; Arthropoda; Insecta; Hymenoptera; Formicidae
Source: RefSeq, a predicted model, not a curated record
AUAAUAGCGAAUGUUAUAUAAGGUACAAAUGACACAAGUCUUAUAAGAAUUGGCGUAUUUAACUAAUACUUUAGUAAAUUAGCAUUAUUAUAUGCUAUAUAACAAUUUAAAUAACAAAUGCAAAUAUAUUUUAGAUCAUACAUUAUCUGUAUCCAAAUUAAAUUUUAUUGCUGGCCAAGGUUGCAAAUAUAAUUCAAUAUGUGCAAUACUACUGUCUAAUCCGCAGUAUUCAGUUGACACCUUUAAUGGUUUUAAAUCAAAAUUUAAUUAUUCAUUGCAUUCAAAUCUGUGGAUGCUGCGACUUAAGGCCCUUGCACAAUAGUGAUAGGCGAAAUUCGGAAAUUUUGUCGCCAUUGCCUGUUCCGUUUUCCAUUUUGCAUUGGCAUACUUUCUAGUGUUGCAAUUCUCUGUUUCUAUUGCCGUGCUAUCGCCAUCGCUAUCGCUUUAUACUAUCGCCUCUGCUAUUGUCUAUCGCUAUCGCUAGAUCGCUACCUAUAUAUUAUGCAAAGGCCUUUAAUUUAUACAUUUUUAGAUUGCUCAAUUUGAACGACAGAGCUUAAGCGGGCUUUAAACGGUCAAUAUUACACAAUAAUAUUGCACAAUAAUAUUGAAGCAGGUCCUAGACGGUCAAAUUAUUACACAAUAUAUUGCUAAUAUGACAUUAUUCUCUCUCUAAACAGUGCAAUAUAGUAACUCUCAAAGCAAUAAUUUAAUUUCUAAGAAAAUGUUAAGUAUACCAAAGCAGCUUAUUGUGUUAUAGCCAUUGCUUUAGCUUGUUAUAAUAAAGAAAAGAAGAGAAGAAAGUAGAUGAAGAAACUUUUCCUUCAAUAUAAUCUACAAACGGUAAUAAUUAAUUGUGCAAUAAUAUUGACCUAGGGCCUGCUUUAUAUUCAAUAUUUGCCGAUAUAUCUUACUGAUAAAUGUUAUUAAUAAAUUGUUGUUAGCAUUCUGCUGUGCGCUUUUUCUUAAUAAAAGACGGAAAGUAGACAAUAUUCCAGCUUGAAUAAUUAUAGUACAAAGAGAUACGAAGAGAAAUAAUGAAAAUAUAUUUAUGGAUAUGCUAUCAAACUUCGCGCGUCUACAUUCGAUAAUAUGGCGUAUCUAGUGUUUUACUUCCGUGCUCCACAUAUGAGGUCCGUUAUCCAAUAGGAAACUUUAUUUUCUGAGAAUUCAAUAAGCGAAAGUAUGACUUGUAGAAUUCCUAGAAAGUAAAAUCUCUCAUUGGACAAAAAUCUGUGGUGCGAAUUCAGCAUUACUUUUAUAGUUCUUUUGAUUGGUACCACUGCGCGAAGCACGAUGUGAAGCUUUUAAAUUCAAAUAUGUCUCGAGCGUCAUUAACGGUGCGCGUGGUUUUGGACAAGUGUUGCGAGACUCCAGUGAAUAUCAGCAAUUAAAAAGAUGCUUACCAUUUCUUAGACGUAAUUUUGCAGUAAAGAUACAUAUAUUUAGUUAGAAAUGGAUGAUCUUGAGCAACAGUGUGAAGAUGCACUGUUUGAAGCUUGCGACGCUCGAGAGAGAUAUCCACUGCAAUGUGUGAAGGAACUUGAGACAUGCAUCAAACUCACUAACGAGAUAUGUAUGACAAAAGUUUUCACAAAACUGGUAAACAAUCUGGAUGUGCCAUCCUUCACAAACGAAUAUUCUACAUUGAACCAAGAGUUCUCUGAAGCGAAUAAACUACUAAAGAUGCAAGAACAUAAAUUGCAAGUAAUGAUUAACAAGAUUGAAAACUUGACGGCUGUUGUGGAUCAAAUUAAAAGAGAUAAGUUGAGUGAAAUAAAAAAACUCUUAUGGGAGUAAAUCUUUUUAACGUUAUUUAGCUUUUCCUUUUGCAAUUGUUUUUAUAUUUAUUAUAUAUAUAAAUUAUUAAGUAUAUUAAUAUAAGCAAAAUUACUUUUCAUCUCAAUUUUGUAUAAUAAGUUUGUAUAAAAUUUUAAAAAUAAUAAACCUGUUACUUUUAUUGUUCUA